AGUUGAGGGGUAAUUACGUAACAUUCGAGAGAGAACAGACUUUCAGUUUCCUAACAGACAAAGGCACACGCUAUACAGCCAACACCCGAAGGGGAAAACAUGACCAAAUAACCAAUAACCUCCCCUUUUCUCUCUCUAGGCCACUCUCACUAGUUCACUAGUUCACUAGUUCGUUGGCCCCGAAGAGAAAAUGGAAGACGAGGCACAGAAAAUGGUGGCUGUGAAGAAGGCGUACGCGGAGAUUAUUCUGAACACAGCGAAGGAGGCAGCGGCGAGAGUAAUGGCGUCGGAGCACAAAGCUCUUCGCUUUCAGCACGAUCUGCGUUCUACCAAAGAUGAGUCGCUUCGCGUGCUUCUCCGCUUAAAGCAAAUGAUCGAUUCCAAGACAAGUGAAGCAGAGAUAACAUCCUCGAGCCAACAAAGAAGGAUUGAUGAGCUUGAAGCACAGCUCCAAGAGGCAGAGGAUAUCAUAACUGAUUUGAGAUCAGAGUUGAAACAAGUAUGGAGUGAAUUGGAGAGGGUAAAUAGCAACCAAGUGAAGCCUUUGGAUAGACAAAUCACAAGGGAAGACGCAUCAUUUUCAGAAAGUCCAACACCUGAGCCCAUCUUACUCUCUUGUCUAGGUUCAGGACAUGAAAUUGUUCCAACUUCUGGCCUGGACAACAUCCCAGUGAGUAGAGGUAUUGACCAUAAAUGCUGUAAUGAAAUGAAACAAAGUGAGCAGUUGAGUGUUUCUGAUUUGGAUAAAUUUUACGCCCCUGACUCUGACCUUGCGUCAAUAAUCAUGGGAAGUAAGGAGCCUGAGCUGCUCAGAAAUGGUUGUACACAAAGAAUUCGUGCUUUUGAAAGAAAUUUACUUGAUGAAAAGGUGCUGCCUUCUGGAUAUGUAGACAAUCACAUUUCCCACGGGAAGAAUGAGUUGGGCACCAAAGCAAGUGACAAGGAGGAAGGAAACUGUAAUUCCCCCUCUAGUAGGGACAACAGCAUGGAAGUAAUUAAUAACCCAUGUGUGGGAGAAACCAAAAAGCCUUCUAAAGUCCGCACAUUAAGAAGACGAAAGACUCGAUUUGGGAAAGCCAAAACCUCGCGCCAAUAUUGCCCUAGUGAGCUCAUGAAAUCUCGGCAACCAACUUCAGUCAAUGAAAAUGAUAGGUCCCAUGAAGAGGCAUGCAUCCAACCCUCUGUCAAAGCUGGCAAUGUAGACAUGACAAGAACUCCCAGUGGGUUGGAAGAAAGUUUGCAGCACAGUAACCGUUAUUAUAUGGACGAAGUUAAGACCAUUCGGAAGGGAAAAAGAAAAAGGAAAAUGAAUAGUAAGAAUGGCAUUACUACCUCAACUGGUCUGCUUACGAAACCUGAUCAGCCGUCUUCUGUUCUUUCACGCUGCAGGACUUUUGCCUAUUUAGGUAAUGGUGGUGUUAAAUCAUACGAAGAUCGACCAAACACGACCCAGAAUGAGGCAAGGAUGAAGGCAUUUCCCCGUCUGGAUCAUGGGUUGACGUUAAUUGAUAUGGAUCCUAUAUCAAGGUCAACAAGUGUUACUGUGAGUAUGAAGGAGAUUAAUGAAGCUGAAGCUGGCGAGAAUGCUGCAGACAAGGACAUGGGGUUGAUAGAUGUGCCUGUGUUGAUAGUGCAGGAAAAUGAUAUUGUGGAGAAUUCAGAGGCUCCAAGUUCUGAAUUUGACCAUGCUACUGCUGAUCUAUCAUUGAUGAAUUCUGAACUAAAAGAUGUGAAUGGAUCAUUGAUGAAUUCUGAAUUAAAAGAUGUGAGAGUAUCAUUAAUGAAUUCUGAAUUAAAAGACGUGAAAGCAUCAGAACAAUCAAAUAGAUCUCCUAGUUGUGCAGACAAUGGUAGACUUCUCAAAUACACUUUCCAGAGGAAGCGCAAGAAUUCCUCAAGAAACCCUGGUCAAAAAUCUUCUUUUGAAGGGAGCACUUCUAAGAGGAGGAUGGAAGAGAACGAAUGCAUUGCACAAGAGCCGCAGAUGAUGAACGAAUCUUCUAGGGACAACCGGCGACUGGCUCAGGUUGCUCGACAGCUCAUAUCCUUGUCUGGGAAAAAAUGGUCUUAACAAUGAUGGCUUCUGCUAUCCGACGAGUGUUAAGUUGGAUAAGAUGGGUCAUCAGAACUGAUUUUUGAGAGAUGAUUUUCCAUAGAAAUUGGACGAGCAGAUGGCUGCAUUGCAUCAGGGGAGAGAGUGAGUGAGAGAGAAAUUUAUAACUCUGCAGUAGUAAAAUCCAAAAAUUGUUAGUUUUAAUUACAUAAUGAUAUUUUAUCUUACAAUCU
Prunus mume (Japanese apricot) is the source of this 2286-nucleotide messenger RNA. RefSeq lists its product as uncharacterized. NCBI's taxonomy places the organism in Eukaryota, Viridiplantae, Streptophyta, Magnoliopsida, Rosales, Rosaceae. The record is from RefSeq and is a predicted model, not a curated record.